GGUGCUGAGGGAAACGAAGUACAAGCACGCACUACAGCCGGAAUUCCCGGUGCAAACAGAGACAGGUACGUGUAAGAAGAAAGAGGAAAGGAGAAGAGAAAGAAAGGGAGCAGAGGACCGACAGCCCUCUGUACUAAUGGACCAUAAGGAUAUUUAAACAUUUGCCCGGGGAGCGCACAGACACCGCAGUCCAUGCCUCUUCCUUGCCAGGUCAUUGAUGGGAAAUCAACUGGAUCGGAUCACCCACCUCAGCUACAGCGAACUGCCCACGGGGGAUCCGUCCGGGCUGGAGAAGGACGAGCUUCGGGUCGGCGUCGCCUACUUCUUCUCUGACGAAGAGGAGGAGGUGGAUGACCGCACUCCGUCCGACUGCGGCUUCACCAAAGACCACAGCCCUGCCGAGGAGGGACCCUUCUCGGUCAGCGAGGUGGAGUACUCAGCCUUCUGCUCCCAGGAAUGCAUCUUCUCCAAGCUACGAGAAAACGAAGACUUGAAUGUGUACUCGGUCAAAACUUUGCUGACUAUGUGCAAACCGGGGGACCUGCUGGAGCUGGUGGCGACCGCGCAAGCCCCCCACUGGGCUAUCUACGAGCAGGACGACCAGGUCAUACAUCUGCACAAGGGCGAGAUCCGCAAGGACAGCCUGCUUGAGAUCAGCAACGGCCGCCACGGGAGGAUAGUCAACAAUCGGUACCGGUACCGACCGCUUCCUCCUGACCUUGUGAUGCAGAACGCAGUGGGACAUCUGGGCCUGAGCAGCGAGGAGAUAUGCUGGACCAACUCGGAAAGUUUCGCAGCCUGGUGCCGCUUUGGGAAACGGGAGUUCAAAGCAGGGGGAGAGGCGCACUCAGCGGAGCAGCAGUAUUUCCUCAAAGUGCAUCUGUCCGGCAGCGGGGUGCACACUCUGGUCUUUCGCAGCCUAGAGGACAUGAUCCGGGAGAGAAGGCGAGUGGACGCCAGUGGAAUUCUCAAAGAGCUGUCUUUGGUUAACGGGGGCAAGGAGUGAUCAGGGAUUCCGUUUGAUAUCCGCUCCUCCUCCCCCUUUCUCUCCCCCCCACCCCCCACCCCUUGCCUUUCCUCGCCAAACGCGCACGGACGCACAGUUUUGCGCACACAUAAACGUACUCAGCACACAUGCACACAAGCACACGGACGCACAGACAUGCAAGGACCUGUUGGCUUUGGACUGUGUGUGUGUUCCGGAUGGACCCCGAGCCGCGUCUGGACCAAAGGCGCUCUGAGGAAUUUCCAUCAAAUUGCAGAGUGUUGAAAACUGAGAGAGCGCGGCCAUAUAAACAGACAACGCCCCUUCAGAUUAGAUUCGUGCUGUGUGGGACACACGACUUCUACUAAACCCAUUGCCCCGAACAGUGAAAUCACCUUUACAAAUGGCACAUAGCGCACACGGCUCGGUUUGGUUUUCUGUUUAAUUUCUCGGGAUAAUGGAACUGGCCCCUUCUCGGCAUAGGGCGCCUGCUGCGGCAGACCAGACGGUGAGACCGGGAGAGGGAGAGAUAGAUGGGGGUGUAGAUGAAAGAUAGGAUCUGGGAUGGCUCUCGAAAAGUCUCCCUUAUAUUUUUUUACUGUUAGCUUUAAGACCGGGACUGACCAUAACACAGAUCCAAGCCACUGAUUCAUAGACAUCUGACAGUCCCAGAUGGCUACGCAGUUGCCUAAACAAAGCAUUUGGCUUGUUCAAGCUCCCCUUUUGCCAUAACAAAAGUAUUGUCAUUUUCACAAUGCUGUCAUCCUGCUCCACAGCACUGGAUGUAUGUGUAAAUUGUAUUCAUAUAUUGAUUUCAAUUUGAGUCCCUUAUUUUUGUAUUUAAGUUUAGUGGAUUUAACCAUGAUAUCUCUUUUUUUGAUUCAAAUAAAUGGAGGUUGGAAUAUGAAAACAGUCACUUGGUCUAAGCAGGUGUUGUUUGGUCACACGUAAUUAUAUGAACACACAAACACAUGAUCUCCCACUUACUCUCACUCUCUCCCACACACAAACACAAAGACGAAUGUAUGAAUUAUUGAUGUUCCAGUGCCUCCUGACCUUCGUCAAGCCAAAUAGGCUUCAUAUAUAUCUACACAGUAUUUGGAGGCAGUAAAAUGGUCAUCUGCAUCAAACCUAUAAAGGCUUUAUGAAAAAUCCAUAAGGGAUCUCGGAGCUAUAGUGUAUAGGCAGCCGUAUAGACUCAGUGGGAACAUACAGUGUUUGGCCACUGGCUAUUUUUCCAUACGUAGGUUUUAUCCAACUGGCAUUUACACAUUAACAGGCAUUUCAAUCUCCCAAUUGUGUGUUUUUUCUACUUCACAGCAGAAUUACCAAAAUUAAGUUAUCUUCUUCAGUCACACUUUACAUCUGUAUUGUGAACAAGAUGUCCUCUAUAUAAUACUUAUCAUGAGGAAACUGUGUUGUGUUGUUAUGGCACCUGCAGCAGCUUUAUCUUUGGACUGAUGGUUUUACUCUUGUGCUAUGAGAGUCAAGGCAGUGCCUUCCUCCUCUCAUGUGAUGUGUAGUAGCAGUUAAGGUGGGAUCAAUCACCUCAGUGGUCUGAAGACGCCAGUCUACCUUCACUUGUCUUCUUAGGUUUGCUUAAUUGAGUCUGAAAGGACCAGAGAGUGGAUCUAUGGAGAGGUUCUGCAGUAAUGUGUGUCUUUGUUCUGCCUGGCAGUCUGCUACACCUGUGAUUUAUUUAUGAUUGUAUUCAUAAGCUGAAGAGGUUUCAAAGUAUCAGUUUACCACUAUAGAUCGUGUCUGGUUCAAUCCCCACCUCUAUGUAUUAGUGAUUUUAGCCUUAAUUUGAACAUAAAUAGCAAAACUGCAGUUGAUGUGGCUAAAUCCAAUUGCGGAGAAAUGGCAGACAAAGACUUUAUAUGUGACUGUGUGUGUCUGGCUGUGCGGGUGUGUGUGUGUGUGUGAGAGAGAGAGAGAGAGAGAGCGAGGGGGAGAGAGAGAGGAUGCAGAAAAACCAGCACACAUGUGCAGUGUUUCCCAUGUGUGCUUGUCUCUGGUGGGCCUGGUUUUGUUUGGUGUUGGAUAUGUUUAUUGCCCUGAUAAGCUCAGACAGACCCACAUCUUCUGUCAUUUCUGUUGUGUGUUUGAGUUUGCAGAUGUUGCAAGUUCAGCCCUCAGACAAGGUUUGUUUCAAAAUAUAGAAUAAUAAGCCUUUGAAUAUUGUAAAUGUUCCUUUAAGAAUUUUUUCUCCAGCUAUUGACCUAAAUGCUUUAUUCUGUUGUCUUUUCUGCAAAUAUAUUGACACACUCCUCUUGUUAACUCCAUGUCUUUUAAUUCUCUUCAGCUUCUCUUGGCUGGU
Scatophagus argus is the source of this 3305-nucleotide messenger RNA. It is a transcript of the gene lratd1, whose product is annotated as LRAT domain containing 1. The coding region runs from base 218 to 1006 and encodes 262 amino acids. The record is from RefSeq and is a predicted model, not a curated record. Lineage: Eukaryota; Metazoa; Chordata; Actinopteri; Scatophagidae. The transcript has 2 exons.